This is a messenger RNA of Drosophila novamexicana, 2676 nucleotides long. RefSeq lists its product as uncharacterized. Bases 1923 to 2672 code for a protein of 249 amino acids. Lineage: Eukaryota; Metazoa; Arthropoda; Insecta; Diptera; Drosophilidae. Gene Ontology annotation, molecular function: odorant binding. The transcript has 5 exons. The record is from RefSeq and is a predicted model, not a curated record.
AAGUCUGUUGACAAUUUAAGCUUCAAGGGUUAUACCGAAAUUGAAACGAUCCAUCCGCAUUAAUAGUAUUAUAUUCGAUUUCGGCAAACACGGGAUCACCAAGUUGGCCAAAUGCAGCGCAUAAAAGCCAAAGCAAGCGCAACAUUUCCAUAAAUUCUCAAUUUAAAUGCCUGUGCUAAACGACUUGUGUCUGUCCAAUUAGAGGCACAUCCUGCACACACACAAACACACACAGAGCUACAGGCAACAAGCAGUAUGGUGGACACACGUAUCAAUGCACAAACGGAUCACAGAUUCGAGGCGUUUGGCUGGCGGCAAGAACAACGCGGCGACUGAGGAGCUGGCGACUGAAUGCGCCCAAGCGUUAGACCUUCGUAUUUAAAUACGAUUCUCAGGCGAGUCAGCGAACGGUGGCCAGCUUUUCAGUUCGGCUCGGCAGCAGCAGCAGCAGCAGAAGCAGCAGUAGCAGCAGCUGCCACUUGUCUCACCUGACCACCCACCAAAGUGGCAGCCACGAAGAUGAAACAACAUUUGUGUGCAAAUUGCGUUACAAGAGAUGUUCAGCGAGCGAGCGAGAGAGACAGAGAUAGAGAUAGAGAGAGGGCGGUCGGGCACGUGGGGCAGCUGCAUGCUGCAUGUUGCGCCAUGGCCAACAAUGUCUGGACGGGCUCCUUGUUCAGUAAAUUGCAAACAGAACAGGAGUGGAAAAAGUCGUGGCUGCCAGCAGCAGAGGCUGCAGCAGCAGCAGCAGCAGCAGCAGCUGUCUGUCAAUUAGUUGAAGCUGUUUCUGCUGUCGUCGUGUUUCGCUUCCUGUUGCAGCCGCAUUGUUGACAAUUUUCCAGCGCGUGAUCUAUGACACCGCGCAAAUUUCCUGUGCAUUGAACUCUCGUGCGGCAAUUACCAAUGUGACACGCCCCCAUUCAAAAUCUAACAGCAGCAGGCACCGUUAACCGCCCCCCAUCAUCAUCAUCAUCAUCAUCGGCUUUGGCUAUUAUAAAUUUGCCGCGCUCCGGAGUCUAGGUCAGUGUCUUAGCUGCAAUUUGGUUUGUCUUGGCCGCGCUGCAUUAUGCAAUUAAAGGCAAUUACGCGGCUGCUGAGGAAGAGUUGCCGUUCUCUGUUCUCUGUUCUCUCAGCGGCCACAAUUUCCGCCUAGGAUGUGGCCCAAAAGUUUUCCAACCUUUUUAAUGAGCCCAAUUAGCGAGUGCAGAAUACAGCCAGGCCCGACCAGGUUAUUGGCCAUUGUUCUCGUCUUACAAUGAGCAGCAGAAAAUAUGUCAAACAUUUUGAUUAGAACAUUGAGCUGUGGGCGCAGCUAGAACGAAAGACUUAAGCCACAAACUUGCCCAUCGCUUGGCUGCCUUUGAUUUAUCUGACCCAUGUGUGUUUUACUUUAGUUUAUAUGCUAAUUUUAUUAGAUUUAGGAGCAGCAACCAAACAAAUGCGGAAGACCCUCGGCCAAUUGUGCAGCAAAAUGGAGCAGGGCUGAGACAUUGAAUUGAAAUGAAAUGGAAUGAAAUGAAAUGUGAUAUGUGCAGAUAUGUGACAAUGGAAUUGAAACAAGCAACGCCACUGGCACAGUUGAAUUGCAUUAUUAGAUGUAAGGACAAGUUUCUGGCUGACUUGGAGGCAAUUGCACGCAUGGGAAAUGUGCAACCAGUUGUUGCUGUUGUUGUUGGUGUUGCUGUUGUUGUUGCCAUUGAACCACAUACCCAUAGAGCUAAAAACUGGAAAUUCAUAUGCGUUUUCACUGCCAACAACAGCCACGAAACGGAGAGCUGGAGAGGAAGGCCAACAGCACCGGCAAAAAUCCUGCCAUUUGAUGGAAAGUGAAAUUGCUUUCGUUUUCAUUUGAAAACUUUGCCAAACUCCAUUCAAUUGUCGUUGGCCAAUCCGUUCGGUUCGUUGCGAGCGCAUCAAUCAAAAUGAAAAUUACACAACUUUUGCAUAUUUUCUUGUGUGUUAUCACAUCCAUGGAAGCCAUGGGCUAUGGCACGAAGAAGGCGCGCUGCUUGAAUCCGCCGCGCACGGCCAGACGCGUCGAGUCCGUCAUCGGGGACUGCCAGGAUGAGGUCAAGAACAAGCUGGUCAAUGAGGCAUACCAGAUACUCAAGGAGCAGGUGCAGCAGGAGCAGCAGGAGCAGCCCACACUCCAUGCCGACGACGGCGUGGAGUUCAUUGACUCGCUGCAGUGGCCGCCCGUGCUGCAGCAGGCGAGCCAUGAGGCGCCACCCAAUGCCAGCCGCUACGAAUACAUUGUCUACGAUGAGCCGGAGCCGCGGCGUCGCAUGGCGCGCCUGGUGCGCAGCCUGAAGCGCCUGGAUGUGGCUAGCGCGGGCAUCUAUCACCCGACGCUGGUGCCGCUGGAAGACAAGCGCAUUGCGGGCUGUCUGCUGCACUGCGUCUAUGCGAGGAACAACGCCAUUGACAAGAAUGGCUGGCCGACACUGGACGGCCUGGUCGGCUUUUAUUCGGAGGGUGUUCACGAGCACGGUUUCUUUAUGGCCACAUUACGUUCGGUUAAUCUCUGUCUGCGGGCCAUGACCACCAAAUACCAAGUAAAUCGCCGGCAGCUGCCGCAGAAAGGCGAAAGCUGUGACUUGGCAUUUGAUGUGUUCGACUGCAUAUCGGAUCAGAUAACAGGCUAUUGCCUGGAUCAAUAUAGCAAGUAUUAGUUGG